This is a messenger RNA of Triticum aestivum (bread wheat), 8233 nucleotides long. RefSeq lists its product as uncharacterized. The coding region runs from base 342 to 6659 and encodes 2105 amino acids. Gene Ontology annotation, biological process: telomere maintenance; DNA repair. The transcript is spliced from 11 exons. Lineage: Eukaryota; Viridiplantae; Streptophyta; Magnoliopsida; Poales; Poaceae. The record is from RefSeq and is a predicted model, not a curated record. Gene Ontology annotation, molecular function: DNA helicase activity.
UAUCGACAAAAAACCAGAUCGACGCUCCUAUACGGAACGAGGACCCGAUCCGCUCCUUGUUUCCCACGUCCGUCCUGGAUCUGGAUCAGGAGAACGCCGCCGUGGCUGCCGCCUCACAUACGUCGCCCGUGACGGAUCACGAACAAAACCGCCGCGGAUCAGCAGCCCGCCGCCGGCGCCUCAUGUACCCACACACCACGAUCUCGUCGCAGAUCAGCAAGACACCGCCGCCGCCGCCUCGGGCAGCCACACGCCAAUCUCCGACGACGACGCCUACAGCGGCAAGCAGUGCAGGGCGUCUUCACUGAUCAGUUAUAAACCUUGCUUUCUUAAAGGUACGAAUGGGAAAUGCAAAUAGCAAGGCGCCGGAAGAGAAAAAGGUGUCAGAUGUGCAUGUACCCCCUCUUGCUGACCUACAUUCACAAGGGAGCCAAGGCCAUAAUGUUGACGGAAAUGUUGAUGAAUACAACCCAGCAAUCAUUCCCGUAGCUGACAAUGUUGACAAUUAUCAAAUGACUCCAGACUUGGAAGCACACAAGGAAACAGAUGGAACUGGCAUGACACGGUUAGAGCAGGACGAGCUUACAAACCUAACCAAACACCCUCUUUCUGAGAUAACAAUUGUUCAUCAGCCAGGGCAUGCGAGUUUACACAACCCAUCAUUCUGUAGCCAUGAUGUUGCUUCGUUCCCUGGUCCGAGUACUCUCACAGAUAUUUGUGCCUGCGGCCUUGCAGGAAGUUCAUUUGACAAUAAUGUGCCUUCGUUCCCGGAUAGGAGUACUCUUGCAUCACUUUAUGCCACAGGUCACACAGAAGGCUCAAGAGCCAGAGAAUCUGCCCACAAUGAUGUGUGUCUUAAUGCCCUUGGUUGUGGUGGUUCAGAGCUUGUGACAUCGUCUACCCCAACAUGUGAUGUAUACCCAACUCAUUCCCAGACAACGUGUGCUGUUGUGAAUGACCAAGUGAGUUCUAGCAUAACAGACGACAAAAGGGAGCAGAGAAACGCACGACGGCGAGCAACUUAUCGAAAGAAAAAGGAUGAUCAGGUCAAGCUCCAAAAUGAAAAGCAGACUGUUUCCCAACCCCCUCUUGGUGAUAUCACUAAUAUUAAUCAGCCUUCCGGUUCAAUGCCAGCCAACCCAUCAAAUCGGAACUAUACAUCCCGACCCCCUCUUGGUGAUAUCACUAAUAUUGAUCAGCCUUCCGGUUCGAUGCCAGAAGAUGGGUCCGCAUCAGCCAUUGCUGAAUUCAAUCAUGAAAAAGAGUUGGCUAGGAGGCAACAUGCAAGAGACCGCAGUAGUAAUAUGGCAAACGAACGAAGGGAUCGGAGAAACGCACAGAGACGGGCAUCUUAUCGAAAGAAAAAGGAAGAGGGUACGAUCAACCUCCAAAACAAUAAUCAAGUGCAGCGUGAGCGACGAAAGGAACAACGAAACAACAGGACCCCUGAUGAGCAGGGGGAGUCAAGUGCGAAGAGAAAGGCAGACUAUGCUAGAAGGAAAAACACCCCGUGUGCUGAAUCGAUCGCAAUGCCACGUCCAGAUCUAACUAGCGCAUUGUCCAACUCUCCCUCUUUCAACACUCACGUCAAUUGUCCGACUCUCACACUUCGAACCAUCACGCAACAAUCCGGCAGUGAACAGAUAGAUCGUGAUACAACUAUCAAGUCGGCCCCCACAUACAUUCGCAACACCGAAACCGAUGGUAGUUAUCCCAUCAACGAUCAUCUUCCAUUUUGUAAUCAUUCAUCGGUUAAUUAUACCAAAUUCGAUAAUGUUGUAGGUGCAUACCUAAGCAGAACCUUAGGUGAUGGUGCUGUAGAUGGCGACCUCAUCGAAAUCAAUGAGCACCUACAAAGUGCCGACCUGCAAACCAGUGAUCCAGUAACAAUUGCGGAUAAUGGAUUUGACGAGCAGAGUCAUGAGUCCAGAGCUCGGCGUAGGACAAGAGAGCGAGCUUGCAAGGGAAGUAUGGCGGCGAUGAAGCGUCAGGAGAAAAUUGGCAAGCGAAAAACAUGUACGCAGGUGCCACGUGGUGAGAGGAAUGCUAUGCUAGAUCGUCGUAAUAAAAGGUUUGUAGGUAGGGUGAAUACCCCAACCGUCAGGUCCAUCUCCAUACCGAAAAUGAGCUCAACGGGACAACCUACCAUAGUUGAAGCACACAGUGCCUCAACAUCAUCUAGCACGCCGGAGUACACGAUCAGAAGUGAAGGUAACACGCCCAUCCUUACUCUCCUUGCGUCCCUUGAGACUGAACCCUCAUUUGUGUUGUUUGGCACCUGGGCAGACGACAUGGACGCUUACCUCAAUGGUCUCAUGAAUGAUGAUGUCAAUCCUGACGACCUCUUUGACGAUGAAUAUUACCUGUUUGCUGGUGAAGGCUCAGAUGCUGAUGACUUGGAGCACGACGAAUUGGAAGACUCAAGUCACGAAAACUAUGUCGACCAUGAUCCAUUUGACUAUGUGUACUCAAACCUGCCAGCCAACACACACAUCCUGAAGCACGCCGCGAACUGCGACCACUGCAAGGCCAAGAAGUUUGUGAGCGAGGCCCCAGGAUUCUGCUGUCGCAGUGGGCAGAUCGAGCUGAAGCAACUGGAGCCCAUCCCGGAGCUCAUGAGGCUUUGGUCUAGCACUGAUGCGGAUGCUAGGCAUUUUCGGGAGAACAUACGGUUUUUCAACGGACACUUCUCCUUCACAACCCUCGGCGUCAGCCUCGAUGAAACAUACACAAACAUGAAGUCUGGGGUGUACACGUUCCGGGCGCACGGCACCAUCUACCACAAUGUUCAUUCCUUCGGGCCAACAUCCCGUCCAGAUCAUCUACAGUUGUACUUCUACGACGACGACCCAGGCCUAACCCAUCGCAAGGCUGCCACCGAGCAAUUAGACCAGGAUGUCGUCAAAAAGUUGGUGCACAUACUCAGGGAAAACCCGUACUCUCAGCAGUUUAGGAGUUUGGGUGCGCACAGGGACAACCUCGACGAUUACAGGAUAGACCUCAACACUGACCAGAGACUAGACCAACGGAAGUAUAAUAGACCUCUGUCAUCUGAGGUCGCUGCAAUUUGGGUUGAGGGCACUGACCUAGCGAAGAGGUUCGAUCGUAGGAUUACACUUUGUGGGAACGACAACCAGAGGCACAGUAUACAUGUGACGGCUGGCUCGUAUGACCCGCUCUCUUACCCACUCUUCUACCCAAGGGGGGAGCUCGGUUGGCACCCGAAACUACCUAAACGUAAUGUCCCUUGGCCGGUUGUGCAACAACCAAGAGGUGGACGUGAUGAUGAUGAUGAUGAUGAUGAUGCAGAGGGGAAUAGCAGGUUAUGCGUCUCCGUGAGAGACUACUACUGUUACAUGCUGCAGACACGACCUGGGAUAUUCAAUCCCAUACUCUGUGGAGCACGAUUGCUCCAGCAAUGGGGGGUGGACAUGUACAUCAAGAUUGAGAGUUGUAGGUUGAAAUGGUACAGGAAGAACCAGACAAAGAUCCGUGCCGACCUGUAUAAAGGAGUUGUUGAUGCAAUUACAUCCGGGGAGACCCGGGCAAGCGCUGUUGGAGUAAGGAUAGUGCUCCCUGGAACGUACCCAGGUGGCGACCGCGACAUGAAGCGGAGGCAUAUGGAUGCCAUGGCAAUUGUCCAUACGUACGGGAAGCCUGACAUCUUCUUGACCAUGACCUGCAACCCUAACUGGGAAGAGAUAACGAAUGAGUUGUUUCCUGGUCAGACAGCACAAGAUCGACCUGAUCUUGUGGCUCGUGUGUUCCAUGGAAAGCUAGAGGCUAUGAAAGAGCUCUUGUUCAAGAAGAAUAUCCUGGGUGUUGUUGUCGCACAUGUAUACGUAGUCGAGUUCCAGAAGAGGGGCCUCCCCCACGCACACUUUUUGUUGAUCAUGGAUUCUGCAUAUAAGCUUGUCGUUCCGGAGCAGUACGACCGACUCAUUUCUGCCGAGCUCCCAGACAAGCAGAAGUAUACUGAACUCCACGCCUUGGUGGUGAAACAUAUGAUGCACGGACCAUGCGGUGCUCUCAACCCCAAAAAUGUGUGCAUGCAACAAAACGAGUGCAAGUGCAGAUACCCACGGCCGUUCAAUGAAAACACGGCACAAGGCAAGGACUCAUACCCAGUUUAUCGUCGUCGAGAUGAUGGUCGGCAGGCUAAGGUCCGUGGUAAAAUGCUGGACAACAGAUGGGUUGUGCCGUAUAACCCUUACCUUCUGCGGAUGUUCAAUUGCCACAUCAACGUUGAGGUUUGCUCUAGCAUAAAGGCCGUCAAAUACCUUUACAAGUACAUAUACAAGGGCCAUGAUAGGGCUUCUUUCAGCAUCGACCAGCCCGACGCCAAUGGUAACAUUGAUGAGAUCAAAAGAUACGUAGACGCAAGGUGGGUUACUCCUCCAGAGGCGAUGUGGAGGAUAUUUGGCUUCCCCUUGUGUGCCAAUGACCCGCCUGUCCUACAGUUGCCUCUUCAUCUCCCGAAUAUGCACAGGGUGGCCUUCAAUGAGCAAGCUCACUUGACCGACGUAGUCGCCUCUGAGAAUGCUUCCAAAUCCAUGUUAACAGAGUAUUUCAAAGCUAACCAAAACCACCCAUGGGCUAGGAAUAUAUUGUACAAGGAUUUUCCUGGAAGGUUCACAUGGCAAAAGGGUAAGAAGUAUUGGAAAGAGCGGGUGGAGCGUUAUCAGAUAGGUCGAAUUGUGUCUGCCAAUCCUGCCGAGGGGGAGCGAUACUAUCUACGUGUGAUGCUAAACCAUGUUGCUGGCAAGACAUCCUAUGAGGACCUGCUUACCGUGGACAGUAGGCUAUGCGGGAGCUUUAGAGAGGCUGCCGAAAGGUUGGGACUCAUCGAGGCAGAUAACACGCUCGACGACUGUCUUACCGAGGCAGAGCAAUGGGCGAUGCCAUGUUCGCUCAGGAGGCUCUUCGCAACAAUUUUGGUGCACUGUGAGCCAGGCGACGUGCGUGGUUUAUGGGAUAGGCACCUCGAGCCUAUGUCUGAUGACUAUCGGCGAUCACACACGUGCCCGAUUGAGGUGGAACAGAUGGUGUUGCUUGACAUUAGGGGUAUGUUGCAGUCCAUGGGCAAAGACAUAGCUGAUUUCGCUCUUCCAUGCAUUGACGAUGCGUUCGACCCAACCGAGGGCGAGGCCAGAGAAGUGAUCGAGGAAUCCAACAUCGAUUUUGACAUCAAUGACACUAAAUUGGCAUCGUCGCUAAACUUCGAGCAGAGGGUUGCAUACGACGAGAUACUAGCUGCUGUUGAUGGCGGUGAUGGGGGUGUGUUCUUUGUUGAUGGCUCGAGAGGUACAGGGAAGACCUUCCUGUACAGGGCGCUGCUCGCCAAGGUUCGAAGCGAGGGAAACAUCGCUAUCGCUACCGCGACGUCAGGCGUCGCGGCUUCUAUCAUGCCUGGAGGCAGGACUGCCCACUCGAGGUUCAAGAUCCCAUUGAGUUGCGACGAUGGGGCCUCCUGCACCUUCACAAAGCAGAGUGGUACCGCCAAGCUACUGAGGAUGGCCUCAUUGAUACUAUGGGACAAGGCCACCAUGACUAAGCGACAGGCGGUCGAGGCACUGGACAACAGCAUGCGCGACAUCAUGGGAAGACGGGACCGACCCUUUGGAGGAAAAACUGUUGUGUUUGGCGGGGACUUCAGGCAGGUGCUUCCGGUCGUCAGGAGGGGGUCCCGGGGUCAUAUAAUCGAUGCAACCGUCCGAAGUUCACAUCUAUGGAAGGGUAUGCGCCAGCUAAGGCUCGUCACCAACAUGAGGGCUCAUAAUGACACCUGGUUUGCGGAUUACUUGCUAAGGGUAGGCAAUGGCAUUGAGGAAGUUGACGAUCAAGGAAACAUACGACUCCCUGAAGAUAUUUGUGUGCCAUCUACAGGCGAGGGUGACGACCUAGAGAAGCUGAUUGACCAUGUGUUUCCGAGACUAGAUGACAACAUGUCCGAUCCGAAUUACAUGACUUCACGCGCAAUCCUCUCCACCACAAACGACAACGUCGACAAGAUAAACAUACGCAUGGUAGAGCGUUUUCGGGGAGAAGAAGUAAUCUACCAUAGCUUUGACAGUGCAGAAGACGACCCAUAUGGCUACUACGCUCCCGAGUUCCUGAAUGGGUUGACUCCCAACGGUCUGCCUCCGCAUGCACUCAAACUGAAGCUCAACUGCCCUGUCAUACUUCUGAGGAACAUUGAUCCGGCUAAUGGUCUGUGUAACGGGACGAGGCUUGUGGUCCGAGGUUUCGAGAGGAACGCCAUCGACGCAGAAAUCGUGAUCGGACAACACGCAGGUAGGAGGGUAUUCCUUCCUCGAAUACCCCUAUGCCCGUCUGACAAUGACAUGUUUCCAUUCAAGUUCAAGAGGAAGCAAUUUCCUGUAAGGCUUAGCUUUGCUAUGACGAUUAACAAGGCUCAAGGACAGACGAUUCCGAUUGUUGGCGUGUACCUACCUAAUCCGGUGUUCUCUCAUGGUCAACUCUACGUCGCGUUGUCUCGAGCCACCGCGAAGAGAAACAUAAAGAUCCUCAUUGAGAAGGAGAAGGAGAAGGAUAAUGGCAAGAAGCAAAGUGGUAAAUCAAAGAAGCGAAAAAGACCUUCCUUGUCCUUACAAACCUCGAUGAAGAACAUCGUCUAUAAGGAAGUCCUGACAGGCUGAAGUCCGCACUUACGAAACCGGCGGGUUUUGAAUAUGACAAUAGCAUUUACUCUUAUUCUACAGAUAAUUUGUUGCUCUGGAGCGCUUUUGUACAAAUGUUUAUCUUUGUUUUUUAUUUGACUGCAAUCUUUAUUUAAACGUGUGCGACCACUAUCAAAUUAAGAAUGCCCAGCUUCAGUAGCGUUGCUACGGGCCAGUGCACGUCAUCUUCAAUUUUAUCACGUUUUGCUCAGACUCUGAGGAUUUAGAGUAUGCAUCUAUACAGUUUUGGCAUCCAGUACACCUAUGAUUUGAACGCCUCAAGAUGUAGGUAUAGCCAAUAUGACCUGUUAGAUAAUAACAUGAGACGACCGCCCCCUGUUUUAAGUCUAUAUGUUUCAGUUUGGUUAGUAUACACUAGACAGAUUUAAUUAUUGUGGCAUUUUUGUCUAUCAAUAAUGUGUGUGCAUGUUUUCCUUAAGGAAACAACAUAUAGUUGUCUUCAUCACCGGAACACACUUUAGGUGCAGAUCAUGAUAUUUCAGUUGGGCAGUUUUGACAUGGUACAUUUUUUCAGUCAAUAUUUGUUUAACUUAAGCAGCAGUACUUCUCUCUUCAAAUGACACUACGACACCAUAAAGAAGUUGCAUACAUUUCAGCCGUUACUAAUGUGACUACCAUUGAAAAUGUCAUGUCAGACUCGAAUCACAUCGUAAUAGUUGUUAUAAAAAAACGUACUAUUGCUUGCCCACACAUUGAAGUACUACAUUUUUUAUUACCCUGUAUUUCUGAAAACUUUGCUACCAUGCCGGUUUGUUGCUAAACUCGUAAAGGUUUUCAAAAUUAAAACUGUGGUUCCUAAACCCUGUUAUGCUUUUGUUUGCAGCACAAUAUGGUGAUGCACAGUUACCACUUACCAGUAAAAGUAGUUCCUGUUUUAAUUUUGAGUGAACUGUUUGUUUUGGCCACGAGAUACUUUUUAAGUUUAAGGCAUUAAUUAGUUUUUCUUGAAUAACUUGUGGGUGCAUGCAGAAAACACAUACUUCAGCAUUUAAUUGAAAAGGCUACUAUUCUUAAAUAGUAGUCUCUGUUGUUUCUCUUAAAUAGAGAGCUCAUAGAAUGAAUAAACAGAAGUGUAGAUGUGAUGAAUAGAGUAGAUAGAAGUAUUGAUCUUACAAUUCUGUCAUGUGAAGUGCAUCAUCGAUUACGUGGCAGAAAACUCCUGUCCAAUUGAAGUGCAUGGAUUUUCUCAAGUUCAUCACGUUUGAAUGCAAACAAAAAUAAGAAGGAAUGUCAGGAUGUAGUUUGUUGAUUGUAAACAUAAAUAAUAUGGUAGCAGCCGCUUCUUGUUUUGAAAAUUGCAGUGCUCGUUUGACUGUAUCAGAUUAAGAAUGCCCUUUCGACUAAUCCAAAAUUCGUGGCUGUAAUUUCAAAUUGCAGUGCUCGGUGACUAUAGCCAAGAAGUAAAAUUUCAUAUUGCCUAGCUAGCCUGAUGCAUAAUGAGUCAUUUGAAAUGCAGAUGAUGAAGGAAAACAAGUAUUCGUCUGUCAGUAAGUAAUAAUUCUGUUAAGAACAGAACUAAAGGCAAGAAGAGU